AUGGACGUCAGUGCCGAUGUUAUACCAUCGCAACACUUUGCCAUGUGCCUUGGAGUAUCAUCUGCUGGGGCGCCGAUGAUGGCCUUGCAGGCCAUGGGUGGGCGUAUGGGGGCCCACAGGCCCGGUGUAGCAUGCAUGUGCUAUUCUGGUGAAGGCAGCGAGUUUAUAUCGUCUGGGUCGGUGAUCUCGUGGUGCCACUCACUGAAAACACAACCACGGAUCCCAUCGCUGGCUUGGGUUGAACACUUGGAUCAAUCGGAGCAAGAGGAACACACUAAAAAACCAACGAGCAAACAUCGCAUUAGCACAUACCUUCAACAUACAUCAUCAAUGGGGAAGCAACAGACAAAAUGA
Messenger RNA from Zychaea mexicana, 354 nucleotides. RefSeq lists its product as uncharacterized. Bases 1 to 354 code for a protein of 117 amino acids. The transcript is spliced from 3 exons. Lineage: Eukaryota; Fungi; Mucoromycota; Mucoromycetes; Mucorales; Lichtheimiaceae. The record is from RefSeq and is a predicted model, not a curated record.